Phascolarctos cinereus (koala) is the source of this 2244-nucleotide messenger RNA. RefSeq names its product WD repeat domain 13 (gene WDR13). The record is from RefSeq and is a predicted model, not a curated record. Gene Ontology annotation, molecular function: protein binding; promoter-specific chromatin binding. Lineage: Eukaryota; Metazoa; Chordata; Mammalia; Diprotodontia; Phascolarctidae. Gene Ontology annotation, cellular component: nucleus.
UCUUCCUGGCUCCAGCCUGGGUGCUCUGUGCACUGUAGCGCCACCUAACUGCCACACAACAACAGGGACAGUGUAGAUAGAUUUAAUAUUCUGUGGGGGGGUAGUAGAGUUAACUAAAACCUCACAGGGGAUGGUGUAGAUGGAUUUCCAUCCCAUGGGAACACUGGAGACAAGCUACUUCUGACACAGGAUUGUGUAGAAGAGUUAACAAGACACGAGGAUUGUGUAAAUAGGUUGCCCCUUUCUGAGGAGGGCUGGAGGAACCGGGGGUGGGCCGACGGUCGGCCCGGCCAGGUGCAGCCCUCCCUCGGGAACCAGGUGUGGCCCAGCUCCAGACCGAAGAGGGGGGAGGGGCCGGCCGGCCGGGCCAGGUGCAGCCCUCCCUCGGGAACCAGGUGUGGCUCCGCCCCAGACCCGCGCAGACUCGGGCUGGGCCGGUAGUGUGGCGGCUACUCGAUGUGGCAAUCCGGGUGUGUGUGCGGGCUAGUCCAGGGGCCUUCGCUCCCGCAGAUGGCCCAGCGGGGCCCAGCCCGAGAACACCGUCCCCCUGGGGGGCGGUCUCUGCCAAAGCUACCCCGGGCGGACUCCUUGGAGAAAGCGGCCAGGCCGGGCAUGGCCGCUGUUUGGCAGCAGGUGCUGGCUGUGGAUGCAAGCAUUAUUACCCCCCUCAGGUACAACGCAUACCGCACACCCACCUUCCCACAGUUCCGGACACAAUACAUCCGGCGCAGAAGCCAGCUGCUGAGAGAAAAUGCCAAAGCAGGGCAUGAGCCUGCCGUUCGAAGGCAGUACCUAAAACUGAGGGCCCAGCUGUUGGGGCAGCGCUAUGGGCCUCUGUCGGAGCCAGGGAGCUUCCGGGCCUACAGCAACAGUGUUGUCCGAAGCAGUCGAACCACACUGGAUCGGAUGGAGGACUUUGAUGAGGACCCCCGGUCUCUGGGGGCCCGAGGGCACCGCCGCUCCAUCAGCCGUGGAUCCUAUCAGUUGCAGGCCCAGAUGAAUCGGGUCAUCUAUGAUGAGCGGACCCCAGGCAGUGUCGUACCCACAUCAGUGGCAGAGGCCAGCCGGGCCAUGGCUGGGGACACUUCACUGAGUGAAAACUAUGCUUUUGCUGGGAUGUACCACGUCUUUGACCAGCAUGUGGAUGAGGCUGUUCCCAAGGUCCAGUUUGCCAAUGAUGACCGCCACCUGCUAGCCUGUUGCUCCCUGGAUGGCAGCAUCUCUGUGUGCCAGCUGGUACCUGCCCCCCCUGUGGUCCUGCGUGUGCUCCGUGGGCACUCACGUGGCGUGUCUGACUUUGCCUGGUCCCUGUCCAAUGAUGUCCUUGUGUCCACUUCGCUGGAUGCCACCAUGCGCAUCUGGGCCACUGAGGAUGGCCGCUGCAUCCGGGAGAUCCCUGACCCAGAUGGGGCUGAACUGCUUUGCUGUACCUUCCAGCCAGUCAACAAUAAUCUCACUGUGGUGGGCAACGGGAAGCAUAAUGUGCACGUCAUGAACAUCUCCACGGGCAAGAAAGUGAAGGGCGGCUCCAGCAAGCUGACCGGCCGUGUGCUGGCCCUGUCCUUUGAUUCACCUGGACACAUCUUAUGGGCCGGGGAUGAUCGCGGCAGCGUCUUCUCCUUCCUUUUUGACAUGGCUACAGGGAAGCUGACCAAAGCCAAGCGGUUGGUGGUACACGAGGGCAGCUCCAUCACUAGUAUCAGCGCACGUUCCUGGAUCAGCCGGGAAGCCCGUGACCCCUCUCUGCUCAUCAAUGCCUGCAUCAACAAACUACUCCUGUACCGAGUGGUGGAUAACGAGGGCACUCUGCAGCUGAAGAGGAGCUUCCCAAUUGAACAGAGCCUGCACCCUAUUCGAAGCAUCUUCUGUCCCCUCAUGUCCUUCCGCCAGGGGGCCUGUGUAGUCACAGGCAGUGAGGACAUGUGUGUCUAUUUUUUUGAUGUGGAACGGGCCACCAGGGCCAUCGUCAACAAACUGCAGGGCCACAGCGCUGCUGUGCUGGAUGUCAGUUUUAACUGUGAUGAGAGCCUUCUGGCCUCGAGUGAUGCUGGCGGGAUGGUCAUUGUGUGGCGACGAGAGCAAAAGUAGCCAUUGCGUGGCGACGAGAGCAAAAGUAGCCAUUGCCUACCUUGAAGGAGGGCCCAGGCCUAGGCCAGGCACACGGUCUCAGUGAACUAGGGAUGGGCACAGCAGUAGCAGUAGUGGGGAGGAGCUUUGUAAAUAAUAAAAAUCCAUGCCCGGUGA